Molecule: messenger RNA, 3225 nt
Organism: Homarus americanus (American lobster)
Lineage: Eukaryota; Metazoa; Arthropoda; Malacostraca; Decapoda; Nephropidae
Product: tyrosine-protein kinase ABL1-like
Exons: 13
Coding region: 1014-2927 (637 amino acids)
Biological process (GO): protein phosphorylation
Molecular function (GO): protein binding; protein tyrosine kinase activity; ATP binding
Source: RefSeq, a predicted model, not a curated record
CCCGGGAGUAGUGCACCACACACACACUCACACAGGUUCUGCUCCUACUGUCGCUACCACUGCCACCGCCGGCGCCACGUUCUCCGGACCUGACCCACCCUCACCCUGUGCCACACCCGGUCUCAACUCUCACGUACACCACAACUAGUGAGAAAAUAUUAACUUGUCGUGAUUAAUUUGUACAGAAGGCAGUUGUGUGUUCAAAGUGACUCUUCAAUGUGGUAUUGAAGAACAAAAUCAUGGAAGGAUUCGUUUCAUAUUUUUUGUAGUGUACUUAGUGGUGUGGUACUAGUGACAGGUGUUGGUGAAGGAAAUUUGCUGACAAUUGUGUGGUGGUGGAGAGUAGAGCUGGUGUACCCGCCAUGUGGCCCUGAGUUCCCCCUCCCUCAGUGUACAGUGGUCACCGCCUGUAUGAACUCGCCCACCUCACCCUAUCCCAUGUCGCCGGAUAGUGUGAGUGUGGUGCACUGAGAAACGCCCGAGUGAUUGUUUUUGUCCGUUUGUGUUGAACCUUGUAGCGUGGUGAUGGUGUCUAGUGGUGGACCAGUCUGCUUGUUUGUCUUGGUGAUCCCGUGAGAGCUGUACAGUAGGCUUGGUGAUGUGUGACACCCCAGUACUCUCUCUACAUCCUUGACACAUUUAAUCCUAAUGAUCCGUGGCUCGUGUUGGUGAUCCGUGACUCUUACCGUGUUGGUGAUCCGUGACACUGGAGUCCUGUACAGCCGUGAUACAUCCUACAGUCGCAGUAACCCUUGACUCCGGUGUUUCUUUGAGUGAGAAGCCAGGAAGGCGGCAGUGUGGGUUACCCUGUGUAGGAGAUUAUGGUGGUGCCCUCUCCUCUCACUUCCUGCCUAUGGUGGUGAGUCAGCGGCGGACGUCACAGUAACCCACCGGACCUCCCCCGACACUGUAGUAUAUCAACACUUAACAAGACGAGGGCUGGGGCGACACAUGAAGGGAGGUGUGUUGGGUGAGUGUGAGGGAGGAGAUCUCACACACAGCUGCUCACCGCCAUGAGGGUGCCAACGCCCCGUCGUCCCAUCGGUGAACAGGUUCGCGUCCUGAGCUACAACAAGUCUGGGGAGUGGUGUGAAGCCCACGCUGGAUCAGGGGAAGUAGGCUGGGUCCCGUCCAACUAUAUCACUCCUGUCAACUCGCUGGAGAAACAUUCCUGGUACCAUGGUCCCAUAUCCAGAAAUACUGCCGAGUAUCUCCUGUCCUCGGGUAUCAACGGUUCCUUUCUCGUGCGGGAGUCUGAGAGUUCCCCCGGACAGAGAUCCAUCUCUCUCAGAUAUAACGGCCGUGUCUAUCACUACAGAAUCAACGAGGAUGAGAAUUCUAAGCUGUAUGUGUCAUCAGAGUUCCGGUUCAACACUUUAGCAGAAUUAGUACACCAUCACUCCCAGCAUGCCGAUGGGCUCAUCACUCAGUUGCUUUACCCAGCUCCUAAAAGAAAUAAACCGACCGUGUUUGGACUCACACCAGAGCCAGAUGAAUGGGAAAUUGAGAGAACAGACAUAGCAAUGAAGCACAAGCUGGGUGGCGGGCAGUAUGGGGAUGUGUACGAAGCAGUCUGGAAAAGAUAUAACAUCUGUGUUGCCGUCAAGACUCUCAAGGAGGACACCAUGGCUCUGAAAGAUUUCUUGGAAGAAGCAGGUAUCAUGAAGGCCAUGAAGCAUCCUAACUUGGUGCAGCUGUUGGGUGUAUGCACAAGGGAACCUCCCUUUUAUAUAGUGACAGAAUUCAUGACUCGUGGAAACCUCCUUGACUACCUACGUGUGUGUAGCCAUGAUGAAGUUAAUGAAGUAGUUCUUCUCUACAUGGCCACUCAAGUUGCUGCAGCUAUGGAGUAUCUGGAGGAGCGAAACUUUAUACACAGAGACCUGGCAGCUAGAAAUUGUUUAGUUGGUGAGAACCACUUAGUAAAAGUAGCAGACUUUGGGUUGGCGCGACUCAUGAGGGACGACACCUACACUGCCCAUGCUGGAGCCAAGUUUCCUAUCAAGUGGACAGCACCAGAGGGCCUUGCAUAUAAUAAAUUCUCCACAAAGUCUGAUGUAUGGGCUUUUGGCAUCCUGCUGUGGGAGUUUGCAACCUAUGGAGUAUCUCCAUACCCAGGGGUGGACCUCACCAACGUCUACCAUUUGUUGGAGUCUGGUUACAGGAUGGACUGUCCUCAAGGCUGCCCGGUACGUGUGUAUGAACUUAUGAAACAGUGUUGGCUGUGGAACCCAGCUGAUCGUCCAACGUUCUCCCACAUCCACCAUGCAUUAGAGACAAUGUUCCAAGAGACAUCCAUUACUGAGGAAGUGGAACAACAGUUAGCAGCUGGAGGAGGAAGAAAGGUGAGAGGGUCAUCCUCUAGCACACACCAGCAGUGGAAUGAAGAGCAGCUCCCCACAAGCCCUCGAACAUCCUCUGCCAGGCAGAGAAGCAACAAGAACAAGCAUAACAUAAUGGACGAAGGCAGCAGCCCUAACCUACCAAGAGACGUCCGGACAGGCCAGGGUAUUCUCUCUUCUCGGUCCACGGUGGUUCAGCUGAGACGCACUACCAACAAGAAGGGCAAACAGGCACCAGCACCUCCCAAGAGAACAAGUUCGUUCCGAGACAGCACCUGUACGGACCAAGACCUCCCUGCUGGAAUGGCUGGAGAUGAGCUCAAUGAAUUCAAUGGUAUAGACAAAAUCUUUGAAGGAAUCCAGAAGGACUUGGCUGACUUAGCAAGCAGCAAUGAUGCUGAGAGUGAGAGUGAACUUCCGAGAGGACACCUGACACUGAAGACUCUGGUGCUCAGUCUCUGCCUGCUACCCAGGGCCUUACAUCCACACACUCUACCUUUAGGGCAGAUCCUCCACACCUUCAGUCCUUUAGACAAAAAUCUACAGCUGGACUACGUGAUCCUAAGGUUAGCAGUGACAGAUUAAGACGUGGAAGAAUGGAGAAAGCCGAGAGUCAGAGUGGUACAGGUGGAGGGAGGCACCUCACUGUUGCUGCAUUGGAAGUUCAUAAUGUAAAGAGGGCCAUUAACCGCUAUGGUACAUUGCCAAAGGGUGCCAGAAUUGGAGCAUACCUCGAAUCUCUCCGACAGAGUGGUCUCUCUCAAGGUGUACCUCCUUCUGAUGAUCAUGUUCAGUCAUCGGAACAACAGGAGGACCAACAGGAACAAGGACAACAAGAGGAACAGGGAGAUCAGGAGGAAAGCAAAGAGACAGUAGACAAAAA